Suillus fuscotomentosus is the source of this 1011-nucleotide messenger RNA. RefSeq lists its product as uncharacterized. The coding region runs from base 1 to 1011 and encodes 336 amino acids. NCBI's taxonomy places the organism in Eukaryota, Fungi, Basidiomycota, Agaricomycetes, Boletales, Suillaceae. The transcript is spliced from 5 exons. The record is from RefSeq and is a predicted model, not a curated record.
AUGUCUAACACUACUGCUCGCUCUUUCGGACCUGUCGACUGCAGUGACAAAGUCGAUGUCGCUGGUAAAGUCGGUGUCGCCGGCAACCACAUCUUCAUGGAUGUCGAAAACCUGCUGGUAGACUGGCCGACAUAUACGAUCAAGUUCACGCCGACCCACCCAGGACCCGUGACACUUAUAUUGUGUUUAAAAGACGCGUCUAGAUUCAAAUAUGUCAAAGAUGAAGACAGCGACACUGAGACAUCAGAAUCGAAGGCUUGCAAGAUCUCUUCGUCUAGCACGAAGGACGACCUGGAUGCGACAUUUGUCUCCGAAGAGACAACCUCCAAGACCGACAAUAACCCCAAUCUCUUUGUCGCAACUCCAGUGAGGCUCGACACAAUCAGGAAGGACCUUUCCAAAAAACGCAAACUCGGUCACGGUCACUUCUUUGGAGAUGCAGAUUCCGCUUGGCCCCCACACUGGCCUCAUGGCUACCAAAAUGUUUCUUCUUUACCUAUCUCAGCUUUUGAGAGCCUUAAGAUUACACCUGCUGAUGUAGUAGCCAUUGACAAAACUACAUACACUUUGUCCCGCUUUCAUUUUGUUACACCUUCAUUUCACUUUGCAUCAGAUACUGACACGCUCUGCAUGAGUUAUCCCAUUGUCCCAUGUACUACUAAUAGCAGAAUUCAAGUUGUAUUUCUUGUCCACCCACGAGUGCACUUCCAUCAACGAGCCGUCGAACACGAACAUUCCCAAGAGGCUUCCCAGAAUGCCCAGCCCAGUACCAUUAAGCGAAUGCAGUUUACAUUCAGUAUUGACGCUCCCUCUUCCCAGAACGCCCAGCCCGGUACCAUUAAGCAAAUGCAGUUUACAUUCAGUAUCGACGCUCCCCUCGGUUCUUUCCCUGCAACUUCCUCCUCCGCAUUGUCCCAGUGCACAUGGCUUACCUUGUUUUCUCUCUUAUCGCGGUGGCUCAAAUGCUCACAUGGUUUGGAUUUGCAGGAUGAUACCAUGCGGCAGACUUGA